AUGAGCAUCUUCCUUGUACAUAUCUUUUCCCUCCUCAUAUUUACCGUUUCAAGAACGCGGACCACCCAGACAGUAGUGGUGGGUUCCAACACCUCCCACUCCGAUUCCAGCCAAUCAGAGGAGCGGCGUGAGACACAUGAAGUGCAAUUCCACUACCGAAUUGCGGCCAGUAGAAUGGGCCAUCUGACGUGCGAGGUGAAGUUGAGCUCGGAAGCAAGUCAAGCGCUGGUGAAAUCAGGAAAUCAAAGCUUGAGCCAUGUCUACCUUCGAUGUCCACAGGUCGCGACAGAGAUCUGCUACGUAGACUGCACACCAGCAUGCGUUUUUGACGAAGUCAAAGGCUGCGUGGUGUCCCCUACUCUCUCCACGGUCAUUGAGGAAUGUCGGUUUGAACAACGGGUGGGAAGUGGCAGUCUUUUGCUUGAAUAUACCGUGGACAUGGAGGCACUCGAUCGAACGGGUGACUGGAAUUGCGAGUACCAGGGUAUUUCUGCACCUCGAUCCCUCAAAUUGCAGGCUUCACUGCGGCCGACUCCCACGACGACAAAGUCAACAAUGGCCUCCACGACCAGUACGACUACCACGACAUUCACAACUACUGCCCUUGCUCCUGCAGUGACGAUGAAAGCACUUCUCCCACCCUCGGCUAUUAAAGAAGCCAGACCAAAGUCGGGUAAGUCUGUUUCCAAAAGCGUCAUGGGACCUUCGAAUUCGAAGCGCCUGUGGUGA
This is a messenger RNA of Echinococcus granulosus, 729 nucleotides long. RefSeq lists its product as hypothetical. The coding region runs from base 1 to 729 and encodes 242 amino acids. The record is from RefSeq and is a predicted model, not a curated record. Lineage: Eukaryota; Metazoa; Platyhelminthes; Cestoda; Cyclophyllidea; Taeniidae. The transcript is spliced from 2 exons.